GGUGAAGUUUUCCAUUUCAAAUCCUUGAGGGACUGAAUGAACUGCGGCGAGCACAGGGAGGAUUGAUUUCCAAACGAAGGGUUAUACUUUAGAGUAUGUAAUGUAGCAAGUUGGUCACUACUUUAACGUUGUCGCCGAGGACUAUGAUUUAAGUCAAACGUUUGAGCAACCGAAAUGCUGUCGGGGAAUGAAUAGUGGGCAGCGACCACCAGCAGCGCACUUUCAGACAGAUUUGGAGAGGAGGAAGAGGAGGAGGAACAUGAUAUGCUGAUGACAUCACAUCCUGUGGCACAGGUGACACGCUGAGGCAGACGGCAUGGACACGAGCCUGCUGAUUGGUUGGCAGGAGGAGCGGACGGAGCUGAGAACGGAGGUCUCUCGGUUGGAGGAGGAGCUUGCGGAGAGCAGAGCUGAUAGGCUGGAACUGGAGUCACGCGCACAAGCCCUCACCGAGAGACUGGCCCAGUCCCUGGAGCCGUCCCUGAGCCAGUCGUCUCUGCAUGGUGACCAUGACACUGGAGACUGGAGGAGGAGGCUGAGGGAGAGCAGGGACCGCGAGACGCGCCAAGCACUUCUCAUACACAAACUACAGAACAAGGUACUUGAGUAUCGUACGAGGUGCCAGCGCCUGGAACAGCAUACACAAGAGGAGGAGAACCAGACAAGACUGAGAGAGAAGAGGCUGCGUGAUGAGCACAGUGAUUCUCUGGAGAGCGCCCUCAUCAGGCUGGAGGAGGAACAGCAGAGGAGUGUGGGCCUGGUGGAGGUGAAUACUCUGCUCCGCAGUGAGCUCGGCCAGUCAUCGGAGGCCAGCCAAUCCCUGAGGGAGGACCUCCGCAAGCUGACUGCUGAUUGGUCGAGGGCCGUAGAGGAGGCGGCGCAGAGGGAGUCGGAGUGGCGCAAGGAGAAAGAGCUCCUGAGAGGGCAGCAGGGUGAGGAACAGGCUCGACUGAUGACGUUAUGGGGACGAGUGGUGACCCUGCGACGACACUGCAACACCGUCAAGACUGCCACCGACAAGGACCUGUGGGAGCUGAGGGCUGAGUUCUCCCGUCUCUCCUCUUCUCUCCUCACCUCAUGUGUGAGUGCCACCAUGCGACCACCUCCUUCUCCUCUUCCUCUUCUUCCUCCUCCUACCCCCACCUCCUCUGCACCUCCCCUCUCUGCUAACACCUCCCCCGGCACAGGGGAACAGGAGCGCAGGGAGAGAGAGAAGGAGAGAGAAAGAGAGAUGGAUGAGGUGAGAGAGAAACACCAGACAGAGACACAGGAGCUACAUGGCAGGAUUGCUGAGCUGAGCGAGAGACUGAGUGAGCGGAACGCGGAGAUGGAGAGAGUUCUGGAGGAGAGCAGGAAGAGAGAGAGUGAAGAGAGGCAGAGAGAGGAGGAGAGCGAGAGAGAGUGGCAGAGGAGCCGCGCGAUGGAGAGAAACCUGCAGUCUGUACAGGAGGCGCUCACCAAACUGUCGCGUGUAUUGAGUGUGCGUAGGUUGAGUGGUGCUGGCGACGCCCCCAGUGUACUGAGUGAGGCGGGAGGGGAAGAGAAGAGCCUUCCACCUCUACUGUCAGUCAUCGCACACGCAGAGAGCGCCCUCCUCAGCUCACACCAGGAACUGCAGGAGGCGGAGGUGAGUGUGAGGCGUGUGUGUCAGGAGAGAGAGGCCUUGGAGAGACGAGUCACCCAGUUACAGACGGACGCAGACGAACAACACACACACACACUGCAGACCACACAACAGCUGCAACACACACACCAGCUGCUGCAGAGUGAGAAGGAGGUGGUUGUGUGUGUGCGUGCUCAGCUGGAGGAGUCAGAGCGCCAUCUGGUGGAGUUGAGGCGGGACAACGAGACGCUGCGACGCCAGAGAGACAGAGAGGAGGAGCAGAGGAGAGAUGCGGAACUACAGCUGCACACACGUCUUCAGAGCGAGGCAGAGGAGAGUGCUCGCGUGUGUGAGCGCGAGUCUCGCGGCCGCAUGGAGCUGCACAGCCUCAAGGGGGAGCUGGAGAGAGAACAACUGCACCGCACGCGCUCAGAAGAGGAGGCAGCGCAGCACAGGGACGCACUGCUCAAGGAGCGUGAGCGUGUGCGUGCGUUGUGUUCCAGUGAGACGUUGCUAAGGAGAGAGCUGGCGGAGACACGAGACUCACUAGCCAAGAUGGCCGCCCUCAACCAGGCCCUCGCAGAGGACAAGACACAACUACACACACGCACACUACAGCUGGAGACUGAGAUCGCGGAGGCUCAUGCACAGCUCCAGGGCCUGGGGUCAGAGGUCACAACCUUGCGCAGAGAACUCAAGUUCAUGAGCCAGGAGACCACGCAGCUGAGUGAGAGCCGUGCGUCUGAGCUUGACUCCCUACAGCAGUGGGAGGAGCGGGGGAGAGACCUGCAGACCCAGCUGGAGGAGCUGAAGCAGGAGAGGGAGAGAGAGACCAGCACACACACACAGCAGAGAGAACACGACACACACACCAUACAGGAGCUCUCCACCCUGCAUGGUGGUGUGUGUGAGGAGCUGCGCGUGUGUCGUGCGGAGCUGAGGCUCUGCCAGGAGGAGGUGCGCAGGAGAGAGGGGGAGCAGGAGGAGACGCAGAGGGAGAGGAGCAGACUGGAGGCCAACAUACACACACUCCAGCAGGACACACACACACUGCAGCAGGAGCACCAGGAGCUCAGAUGUACAAAUGAGUCUCUUCAGAAGCAGCUAAGCUCCGCCCAGUCGCACAGCUCAGAACUACAGACGGAGAACGGACAACUACACACACAACUACACACACUUCAGCAGACCAAAGACACACUCAGAGGGGAGCUGCAGUGUGUGCGUGAGGAGCUGGAGAGACAACAGCAGCUGAUGGAGGAGGAGGUGAAGAGGAGACGCAGUGAGGAGCAGCAACACCAGGGGGAGCUGGAGAGCACGCAGCAGGAGGUGUCGCGCUCACAGCAGCGCGUGCAGAAGGAGGUGCAGGAGCGUAGAGAGGAGACGCAGAGAUGGCAAAAGGAGAGGGAGGCACUCAACGCAGAACUGGGAGCCAGGGACGCCGAGGUGCAGGUCCUGCGUGGGCGUGCGGAGGGGCUGGCUAAGGAGAAAGAGGAGCUGUGCUCCCUGCUGCAGGAGAGGGGGAGAGAGCUGGAGGAGGUGCGGGGCCUUCUGAGUGCGGAGCAGCAGAGGGGGAGAGCAGCCAGAGAGGAGACGCAGAGGUGGAGGAGCACAGCAGAGGAGGCACACAGGAGGCACCAGGAGCUGACACAGCAGCUGGAGGAGGUGCGCGUGGAGGAGGCCACGGCGAGGAGAGCCACGGAGCAGGACAGAGACGCAACAACCCUGCUCCUCAAGAAGAGAGAGGAUGAGCUGAAAGACGAGAGGAGAAGAACACAGGCUCUAGAAGAUGAGGUGGAGGAGAGCAAAGAGGAGGUGAAGAAGCAGAGGAGCAGAGUGCAGGCCCUGGAAGAGGAGGUGGAGGAGAGGAAUGAAAAGGCGACACAGUUGAGAAGCAGAGGGCAGGCUUUGGAAGAGGAGGUACAGGAGAGAAAAGAGGAGGUGAAGGAGCAGAGGAGAAGAGCCGAAGCUCUAGAAGAGGAGGUGGAGGACAGGAAAGGGGAGGUGCUGGAGGAGAGGAGACGAGCGCAGGCCCUGCAAGAGGAGGUGGAGCGGCUACAACAGGAGGUGCAAGAGAGGACAGAGGAAGUGGAGGAGAAGAGGAACAGAGCGGAGGCCUUGGAAGAGGAGCUGGAGGAGGUGAAGAGCAGAGUCCAGUCCCUGGAAGAGGAGGUGGAUGAGAAGAAGGAGGAGGUGAAACUGUUGAGGAGCAGAGCACAGAUCUUGGAAGAGGAGUUGGACGAGGUGAAGAGCACAGUCCGAUCCCUGGAGGAGGAGGUGCAGGAGAUGAGGGAGGCCCUGGAGGAGCAGCAGGAGCAGAACCAGCAGCUGAGAGACAAGGAGCGAGCGAGGAGGGCGGAGGAGGAGAGGAGGCAGAGGAGGAGGGAGUCGGAGGACAGGCAGCGGGAGGAGAGACACAGGGAGGAGCUGGCCGCCAAGGAGUCAGAGAUCCAGGCCCUCUGCGAGGAAGUGGAGGAGACGCGGCGGGAGGAGAAGGAGGAGAGGGAGACAGAGCUGGUCAGGACCCGGGCUAAGAUGGCCGCAGAGGAGCGCCACUGGGAGCAGAGGCUGCGAGAGGAGAGGGAGGAGGAGGUGCAGAAGGGGAGGAGACGCGUGGAGGAGGUGACGCAGCAGCUGGAGAGGGAGAGCGAGGGAGCGCGUGCUGUGGAGGAAGAGAGGGAACGCCUGAGUGAGGCCCUGCGGAGGACCCAGAUCGAGCUGAGGGAGCGAGAGGAGGAGGCGGAGGAGCUGAGGAGGAGCGUGAGUCUCCUGGAGUCCGACCGGGAGAGGCUGGAGGAGACGCAGAGGAGCAAGGAGGUGACCGAGGGACAGCUACUCCUGCUGCAGGAGCAGGUCACACAGCUGCGCGACAGGGAGCGUGAGAAACGCAAGGAGGAGGAGAGGAGGCAGGCGGAGGGGAGGGAGAAGGAGAGGAGGAGGGAGGAGGACAGGAGAGAGGAGGACAAGAGGAGGGAGAGGGAGAGAGAGGAGGAGAGGGAGAAGGAGAGGAAGUUGCGGGAGGAGCUGCGGAGGACUGAAGGGGAGGUGCAGGCCCUCCGUUUGCAGGUGAAGGAGCUGGAGAGGGAGAGGGAGGAGGUGGAAUCACAGCUGGAGAAGGAGAGAGAGGAGGUGGGCAGGCUACAAAGCAACUUUACCGCCGAACAGAAGCUCCUGGAGGCCGGUGUGAGGGAGGGCAGAGAGGAGGCACAGAGAUGGAAGGAGAGAGCGACGCGGGCGGAGAGAGAGAGGGAUGAAACGGAGGAGAAGAGGAGGAGGCAGGAAAUGGAGGAGAGGCGCAGAGAAGGAGCGAUGAGAGGAGAGCUGGAGGAAAAGGAAGAGGAGCUCAAGGGACUUCAGGCGAGGAUGGAAAGAGCGGAGAGACAGAGGGAAGAGCAGAGGAAGAGAGAAGAAGAGCAGAGGAGGAGAGAAGAAGAGGAGAGGAAGAGAGACAAGGAGGAGCACGAGGAGGCCUUGAGGAGUCAGGGUCAACUCCUCAGGGAGAGGGAGGAGGAGGUGCGAACCAUCAGAAGGAGCCUCCAGAGUGAACAGCAGGAGGUCUCGACUCUGAGAGAAAGCCUCCAUGCUGAGCAAGAGGAGGUCUCGACUCUGAGAGAAAACCUCCGCGCUGAGCAAGAGGAGGUACGGACAUUGACAGAAAACCUCCGCAGCCAUCAAGAGGAGGUGCGGACCAUCAGAAAUGGCCUGAACAGCGAGCAGAGGGAGGUGCUGACCCUGACAGGAAGCCUCCAGAGAAAGAAAGAGGAGGUGGAGAGCUUGAAAGAGAGUCUCCGCGAUCAGCAAGAGGAGGUGCGCUUCUUGACCGAAAGCCUCCAGAGUGAGAGGAAGGAGGUGCAGACCUUGAGGGAGAACCUCUACAACGAGCAAGAGGAGGUGGUGACGCUGACAGAAAGCCUCCGCAGUGAACAAGAGGAGGUGCGAGCCCUGAGAGAAAGCCUCCGCAAUCGGCAAGAGGAGGUGGUGACCAUCAGAAACAGCCUGAACACUGAGCAGAGGGAGGUGAUGACAUUAAGAGAAAGCCUCCAAACUAAGCAAGAGGAGGUGCUGACAUUGAGAGAAAGCCUCCAGAGUAAGCAAGAGGAGGUGCUGACGCUCCGCAGCGAGCAGGAGGAGGCCGUCUCUAGGCAGCAGCAUCUGGAGGAGGAGUCUGCCCAGCUGAGAGGCCGGCUGCAGCAGCUCCAGGGGGCGGAGACAGAACUCUGCCUCAAACUCCAGGAGGCGGAGCUGGAGCUGCAGCAGCAACGUGAUUCUCUGAGGCAGGCUGGGGUGGAGAUCGAGGCUCAGAAGCAGGAAGUGCUGAGUGCUCAGGCUGAGGCGGCGGAGGAGACGGAGAGAGCGAGGGAGGAGGCGGAGGAGUGCAGAGAGAGACUGCAGGAGGAGAUCCGGGCUCUGCAGCAACGCGUCACCCAACAGGCCCAGGUGCUGGAGCUGUCGUCACAGCAACUAGCGGAAACGGAGGAGGAGUUAAGAGACGUCACCGCUCAAUUAGAGGACGCCUCCCAGGAAACAGAGCGCAUGAGAGAGAGGCUGGCCUCCAGGGAGGAGGAGGUGGAGCGCCUGACCUCCCAGCUGCAGGAGGAGAAAGAGGAGGUGGAGAGGAGCAGGGCCCAGCUACAGGAGCUGGAGACAGGACAGCGCUCCCUGGUGGAGGAGAGAAGCACGCGUGUUGCCAGGCUGGGCAGGGAGGUGACGGAGCUGUCGGAGCAGAGGGACCUCCUCUCGGCCGAGCUGCGCCGUAAGGAGAGGGAGGCCGGCGCUCUGAGGGAGGAGGCGCAGAAGGAGAGGAGAGAGAAGGAGCGGCUGGCCUCCUCUCUUAGACAGCGGGAGGAGGAACUGAGGGAGGCCGAGGAGAGGAGAGAGGAGCACACAAAGGAGCUCAGAGAGGAGACGCACAGGGAGAGGAGGGAGAAGGAGAGAUUGGCCUCCUCGCUGCGGAGGAGAGAACAGGAGCUGAGCCAGGCCCAGGAGAGGAGGGACGGAGACGUGGAGGAGCUGAGGGAGGAGAAGGAGGCCGAGCUGAGUCUGCUGAGAGAGGAGGCGCAGAGGGAGAGGAGGGAGAAGGAGAAACUGGCGUCUUCGCUGAGGCAGCGAGAGGAGGAACUCAGAGAAGUGAAGGAGGCCGAGGAGAGGAGAGAGGAGGACGCAAAGGAGCUGAGAGAGGAGGUGCAGAGGGAGAGGAGGGAGAAGGAGCGACUGGUGUCUUCGCUGAGGCAGCGAGAGGAGGAACUGAAGGAGGCAGAGGAGAGGAGAGAGGAGGACAAAAAGGCGCUGAGAGAGGAGGUGCAGAGGGAGAGGAGGGAGAAGGAGCGACUGGUGUCUUCGCUGAGGCAGCGAGAGGAGGAGCUGAGGGAGGCCAAAGAGGCCGAGGAGAGGAGAGAGGAGGAGCUGCUGCAGAGAGUGCAGAGGGAGAAACGUGAGCGAGACAAGCUGGCCUCCUCACUCCUCAGACGGGAGGAGGAGGCGCGACAGAGGAGGGAGCAGACGGAGGCAGAGCUGAGCGCGCUCAGAGAGGAGGUGGCCAGGGAGGCCCGCGCCAGGGAGCGAGCAUGCAGGGAGUCCAGCAGCCUCAAGCAGGAAGUACGGGAGAGAGAGGCGGAGUCUAACAGCCUCAAGCAGGAAGUAACCGAGCGAGAGGCGGAACUGAGCGCGCUUGCAGCCCUCAAACAGAAAGUACGCGACAGAGAGGUGGAGUGUAACAGCCUCAAACAGGAAGUACGCGAGCGCGAGUCGGAACUGAACGCUCUCCGAGAGGAGUCACGGCAGAGGAGCGGCAUGGCCGAGUUUCAACUAGCAGCCCUCAAGCAGGAAGUGCAUGACCGAGAGGCGGAGUCUAACUCCCUCAAACAGGAAGUCCGCGAGAGAGAGGCCGAGCUCGUCGCCCUUCGAGAGGAGUCGCAGCGGAGGCGGGAGGCGCGCGAGGCUGAGGUGAACGCGCUGAAGAAGGAGGCGCGGGAGCGCGGGGAGGAGAGCCAGAGGACGAGGCAGGGCCUGCAGCAGAGCCUGCGCGAGAUGGCCGAGCUCAAACACCUCCUGCAGGAGAGCCACGCCGAGGGGGAGCACCUCCGCACCUUGCUCCUCCAGCGCAGAGACGAGCUGCUCAGGGGAGGUGGAGGAGGGAAGGAGGAGGAGGACGAGAGGAGGAGGAGGAAGCUGACGGAGCUCCAGGCGGAGCUGGGGCAGAAGGAGACGCAGCUGAGGGCUGCCCAGCAGGAGGUGUCCCGUCUCAGGCAGAGGGAGGGCGAGGUGGAGGGGGAGCUGAGGAGGAGCAAGGCGCGCCUGCAGCAGCUGGAGGAGGAGGUGGAGGCGCAGAAGAGCGAUGUGGAGGAACGCGUAAAGGAGCGCGCCAGGGAGGCGGAGGAGAGGGUGGGGAGGGAGAGGGAGGAGAGGAGGAGCGAGGUGCGGCGCUGGGAGGAGAAGAUCGCCACGCUGCGGAGACAGGGGGAGGAGGAGGAGAGGAGACGCAGGGAGGAGAGGGAGCUCACCGUGGCCAGGCUGGCGGAGAAGGAGCGCGAGGUGGAGCGCAUGAGGGAGAGAAUGGAGGAGGCGGAGCGGAGGAGAGGAAGGCUGGAGGAGACGGCGGAGGAAUGCGGCAGGAGGGCGGAGGAGGCCACGCGGGCCCUGGAGGAGAGAGAGAGGGAGCUGGCGAGAGAGAGAGAGAGGGCAGAACGAGUGCGGCGCGAGAAGGACACGCUGCUGGAGGAGGUGCAGGAGAGAGCGAGGGAUGAGGAGAGGCUGAGAGGAGAGGUGCAUCGCCUGGAGAGAGAGAGGGACAAGGAGCAGGAGAAGGAGGGAGAGAGAUGGACAGAAGAUAAUGAUGAUGAUGAUAUGCGCCUGUGGAGGACAAGAGCAGAGAGGCUUGAACUAGAGUUGCAGCAACUGAGGAGAGAGAGAGAACCAGAGAAAGAGAGGGACGAAGAAGAAGACGAAAAUGAAGAAGAGAAGAGAGAGGAGGAUGGUGGCGAACGGGAGCGUCUGAAGGAGCGCGUGUCCACCUUGCUGCUGGAGAGGGAGGAGAGCAGGGAGGCGCUGAGGAGGACACAGGAGGAGGUGCAUGAGCUUCAGGGGCGGAGCCAGGAGCUGGCCAAUGACAGGGACCGUAUAAGGACCGCCCUCGAGAAGACAGAGGCCGCCCUGAUUGGCUACCAGCAAAGGGUGCGGCAGAUGGAGACCAAUGGCAGAAGAGGGAGGGUGGAGCCUGGUCAUCAGGACCCGGACGCUGUCGUGGUGUUGCAGGACGCUGGUCUGGAUUCCAGCGCGUGUGUGUCUGACGCCGCCACUGAGAGUGUGUGUGUGUCUGACGGCGCGGGUGCGAGUACGAGUGUGUCCAACGGUGUGAGUGGGAGUGAGGCGGGGGGUCGUCUGGGCGCCAUGCAGAGAGCUGUGGCCCAGCUGGAGCUGGAGAUGAAGAGGCUGCAGAACCGCAACGCACACCUGGAGACACGCAUACAGAGGCUACGCACCGAGAGACACACACUACGACACACGCUACGACAGCACCUGGAGACGCGCAUACAGAGGCUACGCACCGAGAGACACACACUACGACACACGCUACGACAGGUUGAGGAGGAGAGAGGCCGACUGCAGAAGCUUUCACAGUCUAGCACUCAGGAGGAUGGCGUGUCGGACAGUAGAGGAGAUGUGGAGGCCUUGAGAGCUCGUGCUGCCGAGCUGGAGGACCAGGUGCACCACUUGCGUCUGGUGUUGGCCCUGGACCAGCGCGAGAGGUCAGAGUUCAUCCAGCGCUCCCAGCAGAACCACCUGCGGCUGGAGGCCCUCCGCCUCGAGCUCAACCAAUCCCUGGCCACCGUCUCCCAGCAGCCAGUCAGCGCUGUGCUCGAGUCAGAGGCGCAGCGAUUGGACAGGAGCAUCAGGGAGGAGGAGAUGCGGCUCUCUCUUAGCCAAUCCUGAGGAGGGAGGGAGGAGAUGGGGUCAGGGUGGGAGGUGUAAUUUGCAGACUUGCCAGUCAGUCUGUAGCGUUUACCGUCUUGUAAAUCUUCAUGUUGCCAUUUCUGUUGUUUGUAAAAUGUUACAUUAUCUUAAUGUUUGUUUUUAUAAUGUAUGUCGUUAUGUAGAAUAACUCAGGGUGAAUUCAUGUGAAUUCUCUAAAAGCACAAAGACAAAUAUGUGUUCUAUUUCAUGAACUUAUAUUUAUUCUGUCAUAUUUAUUGUUUUUGCAACAAUAGAUUAUCAACGCCGUUCCAGUGUUUUGUGAUUUAUUUUCUUUUUUGUUGUUUUUUUACUUGCACAAAUAGCUAACUGUGUACCUAUUAAGCUUAAUACAUUCCAAGGUUUUGGACAGUUUCUGCCUAUUACUAUCAAGUGCACUAUAUUUGUGUUCUUUAAGUAUUCUGUUAUUUAUUUUACAAAGCAUGUUAUAUAUUAACAUUCAGUGUGUUGUUGUUUUUUACUGAAAUUAUAAACAAAUUAAAAACCUUUACUUUUUA
Molecule: messenger RNA, 10065 nt
Organism: Engraulis encrasicolus (European anchovy)
Lineage: Eukaryota; Metazoa; Chordata; Actinopteri; Clupeiformes; Engraulidae
Product: trichohyalin
Exons: 32
Coding region: 317-9529 (3070 amino acids)
Source: RefSeq, a predicted model, not a curated record